Molecule: messenger RNA, 1707 nt
Organism: Monomorium pharaonis (pharaoh ant)
Lineage: Eukaryota; Metazoa; Arthropoda; Insecta; Hymenoptera; Formicidae
Gene: SCCRO
Product: DCN1-like protein 1
Exons: 5
Coding region: 138-902 (254 amino acids)
Biological process (GO): positive regulation of ubiquitin-protein transferase activity; protein neddylation
Cellular component (GO): ubiquitin ligase complex
Molecular function (GO): ubiquitin conjugating enzyme binding; cullin family protein binding; ubiquitin-like protein binding
Source: RefSeq, a predicted model, not a curated record
GGACACAUUUGCUACAUUCGCGUGAUAUAUCCUCGUCGCCCGCGGUCUUGCCUUCGCCGAACAUGCGCAUGUUCAUGUCAAGCGUAGUGCGAGGGGAAUAAUAUUUUGGCUUUUCGGGGCCUAAAAUUAGCCGGAAAAUGCAUAAGUUAAAAUUUUCACAAAGGGACAAGGUAAAAAAAUUCAUAACGUUCACACAAACCGGAGAGCAAACUGCGAUAUAUUGUUUAGCCCAGAAUGAUUGGAAGCUGGAUCUCGCAAGUGACAACUAUUUUCAAAAUCCAGAAGCGUAUUACAAAGAACCAAAAAAUUCCGUCGACAAAAAGAAACUCGAAAUACUGUACAGCAAAUACCAAGACCCGAGCGAACCCAAUAAAAUUACAGCAGAUGGCAUAAUGAAAUUUCUCGAUGAUUUGAAUCUAAGUCCUGAGAGUAAGUUAGUUUUAAUCAUUGCGUGGAAAUUUCGUGCUGAAACGCAAUGUGAGUUUACCAAGGAAGAAUUUAUGAAUGGAAUGAUGGACUUGGGUGUGGAUAGUAUAGAUAAACUAAAAGCACGAUUAGGUAGUUUAGAAAAUGAUUUAAGAGAUCCUCUAAAAUUCAAAGAUUUUUAUCAUUUCACAUUUAAUUAUGCGAAAAAUGCGGGACAAAAGGGCUUAGAUUUGGAUAUGGCAAUCGCAUAUUGGAACAUUGUAUUAGAUGAUAAAUUUAAAUUUCUCCAAUUAUGGUGUCAAUUCUUACAGGAACAUCACAAAAGAUCAAUUCCAAAAGAUACGUGGAAUUUGUUAUUAGAUUUUGCACUUAUGAUAAAUUCGGAUAUGAGUAAUUAUGAUGAAGAGGGUGCUUGGCCUGUACUAAUCGAUGAUUUUGUAGAAUGGGCACAACCGCGAGUUCGUCAAUCACUCUAACGAUUUUCUUCUUUUGCAACAUUCUCGCACAUGAUACUUCAUUCGUUUAUAAAAAAUAUAUUUUUCAAGUUUCUUUGUGAAAUAACAAUUUUUUUCAAUGACAACAUUGUUUCUUGUUUUUUGAAAAUGAUUAUGGAUAAAUUAAUGCAUAUAAUACGCGACUCGUAGUACAUAUUAUAUAUCAUCUUGUAAUAUGCAUUCUCAACAAAUUACAAUAUAUCACUUCAGUAGAUGAUUUAUUUACUAAAAUAUGCAAAGAAAGAUCGUUUGAAUGUUUGCUUUAAAGAACAAUAGUUAUUUACUUAUUUAUUAAGUUCAAUUUGUGUGAAAUCUACUAACAAUAUAGAGUAUACGAUACCACUUGUAAAAUAAUUUAAUUGUAACUAUGAUUUAUCUUGCAAGAGAAAAUAAGUAUUGCCUUGAAGUUGAUCAUAUUGUACAAAAUAAUAUAAUGUGUGAGAUGUUUAUUUACAUGUGGGAAUAAUAGAAAAUUGCUCAACUAUACUACCAGCAGUAGUAUUUGCAAGCAAUUGAAAAAAAAAUUCUCAACAUUCUUUUAAAAUAAUCGGAAGCAAAAUUGGGAGAGAAAUUAGUCUAUACGUUCCUGUAGAUAGUAAUUUCUAGAAAUUGCGUUGUUAAAAAUUGUUAUUAAAUAAAUUUUACGAUACUCUAUUAUAUGACAUUAGAAUGUAUAUAAAAACAUAAAGAGAAAGAAAUCUGUAUUUUAGACAUUACACUAUUUCGGCAUUAUCACUAUUAUUUGUUUUUUAAUCAAUUAAGAUACGUAAUGAUGAAAAGAAAAAAA